GGUGGAGCCCAGCCGGCCGGCGAGAGAAAUCGGGUCCCAGCGGCUCCAGUGCUCGUGACCCGCCGCCGCCUGCUACCCGCGCCAUGACGCAGCCGGUGCCCCGGCUCUCUGUUCCCGCCGCGCUGGCCCUGGGUUCGGCUGCGCUGGGCGCCGCGUUCGCCACCGGCCUCUUUCUGGGGAGACGGUUCCGGCGACAUCAGCGCCUACUGCCCCCUGAGGACAAUCCCCUGUGGCAGUAUCUGUUGAGCAGGUCCAUGCGGGAGCACCCCGCGCUGCGCAGCCUGAGGCUGCUGACCCUGGAGCAGCCGGAAGGGGAUUCCAUGAUGACCUGUGAGCAAGCCCAGCUUCUGGCCAACCUGGCGCGGCUUAUCAAGGCUAAGAAGGCACUGGACCUGGGAACUUUCACCGGCUACUCCGCCGUGGCGCUGGCCCUGGCGCUGCCCCCGACCGGGCGCGUGGUGACCUGCGAGGUGGAUGCGGGGCUCCCCGAGGUGGGGCGGCCCCUGUGGAGGCAGGCCGAGGUGGAGCACAAGAUCGACCUUCGGCUGAAGCCCGCUCUGGAGACCCUGGACGAGCUCCUGGCGGCGGGCGAGGCCGGCACCUUCGACGUGGCGGUGGUGGACGCGGACAAGGAGAACUGCGCUGCCUACUACGAGCGGUGUCUGCAGCUGCUUCGCGCUGGAGGCGUGCUCGCCGUGCUCAGAGUCCUGUGGCGUGGAGAGGUGCUGCAGGCUCAGCAAGGGAAUGCAGCAGCGGAAUGCGUGCGAAACCUAAACGAGCGCAUCCGGAAGGACACCAGGGUGUACAUUAGCCUCCUGCCCUUGGGCGACGGCCUCACCCUGGCCUUCAAGAUCUAGGACUGGCUCCCAGGGAGUGGACUUCACAGAAGGAACCUAGGAAUCCCCAGGCAUUGAUCCAGAAGUCCUAACAAUAAAGUGGGCUGGGACACAUGA
Molecule: messenger RNA, 953 nt
Organism: Castor canadensis (American beaver)
Lineage: Eukaryota; Metazoa; Chordata; Mammalia; Rodentia; Castoridae
Gene: Comtd1
Product: catechol-O-methyltransferase domain containing 1
Molecular function (GO): S-adenosylmethionine-dependent methyltransferase activity; O-methyltransferase activity
Source: RefSeq, a predicted model, not a curated record